GUGACGCACUUCGUCUGCUACGUGUACGCGAGUGGCCGAAAUCUCUUUGGAAAGUACCGUAAAUUCUCCGAUGAACUGGCAUUCCACAUUAGCAACAAACAUUUAGUGGAUGGUACAUGCGAGUUUAAUUAGUUUUUCUAAAUAAAAUAGUUCACAGAACCCUUCAAGAUGGGGAUUAAAUUCUUGGAAGUUAUCAAGCCUUUUUGCAGUAUAUUACCAGAAAUAGCGAAACCAGAAAGGAAGAUCCAAUUCAGGGAAAAAGUAUUAUGGACAGCUAUAACUCUAUUUAUUUUCUUAGUAUGCUGCCAGAUUCCCCUAUUUGGAAUCAUGAGUUCAGAUUCAGCCGAUCCAUUCUACUGGAUCCGUGUUAUCCUUGCUUCCAACAGAGGAACACUCAUGGAGUUAGGUAUAUCCCCAAUUGUAACAUCUGGAUUGAUUAUGCAACUACUUGCUGGAGCUAAAAUCAUCGAGGUCGGUGACACUCCAAAAGACAGAGCACUUUUCAAUGGAGCCCAGAAAUUAUUUGGUAUGGUUAUAACUGUGGGUCAGGCUAUAGUUUACGUCAUGACAGGAAUGUAUGGUGAUCCUGCUGAAAUUGGAGCCGGAGUGUGUCUCUUAAUCAUAAUCCAAUUGUUCGUUGCUGGUCUGAUCGUACUUUUGCUGGAUGAAUUGCUACAGAAAGGUUAUGGGCUCGGUUCCGGAAUUUCUCUUUUCAUCGCUACGAAUAUUUGUGAAACCAUCAUCUGGAAGGCAUUCUCCCCUGCCACAGUCAACACCGGAAGAGGUACAGAAUUCGAAGGAGCUGUGAUUGCCUUGUUCCAUCUCCUCAGCACUCGUCAAGACAAAAUCAGGGGUCUUCGCGAAGCUUUCUACCGCCAAAACCUGCCCAACUUGAUGAACUUGCUGGCUACUGUUCUCGUUUUUGCUAUAGUCAUAUACUUCCAGGGCUUCCGUGUAGAUUUACCAAUCAAAAGCGCCAAGUACAGAGGCCAGUAUUCAAGCUAUCCAAUCAAACUCUUCUACACAUCAAAUAUCCCGAUCAUUCUUCAAUCUGCGCUCGUGUCAAAUUUGUAUGUCAUCUCGCAAAUGUUGGCAGUCAAAUUUCAAGGAAACUUCUUGAUUAAUUUACUAGGUGUCUGGGCUGAUGUUGGAGGUGGCGGCCCAGCUAGAUCCUACCCUAUUGGUGGUUUGUGCUACUACCUCUCACCACCCGAAAGUGUAGGCCACAUAUUGGAAGACCCGGUGCACGCUCUCUUGUACAUUAUUUUCAUGUUGGGCUCAUGCGCCUUCUUCUCCAAAACAUGGAUCGAAGUUUCUGGAAGUUCCGCCAAAGAUGUUGCUAAACAGUUGAAGGAACAACAGAUGGUUAUGAGAGGUCACAGGGACAACUCCAUGAUUCACGAGCUGAACAGAUACAUUCCUACUGCGGCUGCUUUUGGUGGUCUUUGCAUAGGAGCCCUGUCAGUGUUAGCAGAUUUCCUAGGAGCGAUCGGCUCUGGUACCGGUAUCUUGUUGGCCGUUACAAUCAUCUACCAAUAUUUCGAAAUAUUCGUCAAAGAACAAAGUGAGACUGGCGGCAUGGGUACAUUGCUGUUCUAAACUUAGGUUUUAACAAAUUAUCUUCGAUGCAAUUUGAAAUUGCGGCUGCAAUUCUGUGUGAUAUCAACUGUAGUGGUAUACAGGGUGUUGGAAAAUUAUUUAUUUACCGAUUGCCUGCUCAGACUUGUACUUGGUUCCAGUACCGUUUAUAGAUGUAGUUUUUGAGUUAGACUUUUGAUAGGACGUAUCAAAUAUUUAGUUUUUUCGGAACGAAAUCGUUGUUCCAACUCCCUGUAUACGUCAAGUUUUUAGUACAAUGGUUGAUAUAAAUUUCUAAUUAGGAAAUAUGGAAUGCGUCACGAUGUGACUCAGAUUUUGUAAUAAACACUGAAAAAAUAUAAUUGUUUCUCAUUGUAUAUUUUUUGUCAUAUUGAUCAUCUCAUUCUGUGAGGUUGUGUAUUGUUGCGAGUUUAUUUAUGAUAUUUUUUUUAAAUACAACAUCCGUAUUCAUAAUA
This is a messenger RNA of Coccinella septempunctata (seven-spotted ladybird), 2054 nucleotides long. It is a transcript of the gene Sec61alpha, whose product is annotated as protein transport protein Sec61 subunit alpha. Gene Ontology annotation, molecular function: signal sequence receptor activity; transmembrane protein transporter activity; ribosome binding. The coding region runs from base 169 to 1599 and encodes 476 amino acids. The record is from RefSeq and is a predicted model, not a curated record. Lineage: Eukaryota; Metazoa; Arthropoda; Insecta; Coleoptera; Coccinellidae. Gene Ontology annotation, biological process: SRP-dependent cotranslational protein targeting to membrane, translocation; post-translational protein targeting to membrane, translocation. Gene Ontology annotation, cellular component: Sec61 translocon complex; membrane. The transcript has 8 exons.